CUUCUCUUCCACACCACACCACGCCGCUCCAAACCCCAAAGGCCCAAAAACCCAUCGAUCCCCUUUCGUCCUGCCCCAUCACCGAGCUCCGGCAGUCGGCUUGCCUGCCAUGGCCUCGCCGGCGCCGGCACCGUCGAGCGCCAGUCGUCGGCGCGGAUCCCGACCGCCCUCACCGACGGCCUCCUCGGUGGGAUCCUCGCCCGCAUUCCCACCCCGAAAAAGGAUCCGGUCCGGGCGUCCGCCUCCCUUCCUCGGGUUGGCCUGCUACGACGGCUUCUACCCCGCCACGGGGCCCCACCCAUCCGCCAAGCGCGCCAUCGCCCUCGCUCGCAAGGCCGAUUUCGAGUACUUUUUCGUGCCGUGUGUGCCGGAGGAGGAAGCCUGGGGCUGGUUCCCCCUGGACGCCCGCGACGGCCGUGUCCUCAUCCAGUCCAAGUACUUCCCCGAUGACCCCGACGGCGGCGGCUUCCCCCGCCCUCGCUUCAUGAACUACGCCGUGUGCGAUCCCCUGUUCAAGCGAUACGUGCUGCUCCCACCUAUACCUGACGACAUAACCCUCAAUGAGGGGAGCCUUCUUGAUUUUGGGAUCUGCCUUGCUCCCUCCCAAGAGGAUGAGGCCGAUAAAUCAUUCAGGGUGAUAUGCGUCGCGCGGUACAAGACCAAACUGGUCGUGCUCGUCUUCUCUUCUGUGACUAGGCAAUGGGGAAUCGCCACAUCUUCAAACUGGAGUUCUUUGGGCACAGAAGAGCCUCCUAACCUCUAUGGCUUGGGGCGCUUUGACUAUGUUGAUGGCUGCUUCUACUGGACAGUGCCUUCGCCGGACAAAAUUCUCGUGCUUGAUGCCCUCAAGAUGGAGUUAUCUGUUAUCAACUAUGCUCAUCGUGUGGAGGACGGCUUUCGGGCUUGCAUUGCAGUUGAUAGAGAAGGAACCCCUGGGAUGCUCACUGUUGGUGAAUACUUGGGGAAUGGAGAGUUUCGCUUCUCUCGCAUCGCGAAACAAAGUGACCAUGAAUCUCCCAAUGAACGCCUGUCGGAGAAUAUUAUACAAUUGCCCAGCUACUAUAAUGAGUACUUCACUUUAGGUGCAGCUGAGGGAUUUAUUUUCCUUCGAGGCAUUCCAGAAGAUGAGGAAGUUGAAGACUCUUCAUCACAGGAUCUUUACAUGGAACCUGAAGUAGUAGAAUAUUAUUCGCUGAAUGUCAAGACUGCUGAAUUUGAGAUGGUCUGCAUGAUGGACAUGGACAAGUGUUACAAUAAUGUUUGCCCAUACUUCCGCUUUUCAUCACCAUCGGCAAAAAAAUGUGUUUGAAGUGCGUUGGCUAAAGCGACUGAAUGCUGGUGAUCAAGAGCGAUUGGACUUGAUGACAAAGACGACGCGUGCGUGGACUGAAAAUUUCAUGGUGCAGCGACGGGUGGUUGUUUCGCUGGAGGAUUUUCUUUAGCUUCUAUUGGUCUGUUUUCUGGUGUUAGCUGCGUUGGUGUCUGGUUAGCGGUGGCGAAAACAUGACUGUCUUUCUGUCUGCUUUAGAAAACUGGUGUCCCCAGUUCGUUGGAGUCUGUAUCAAACUUCAUUUGCUUUCUUAAAAGCAGGGUUAUCCUGUUUG
Molecule: messenger RNA, 1604 nt
Organism: Panicum virgatum (switchgrass)
Lineage: Eukaryota; Viridiplantae; Streptophyta; Magnoliopsida; Poales; Poaceae
Exons: 2
Coding region: 110-1309 (399 amino acids)
Source: RefSeq, a predicted model, not a curated record